GUGUAAGAACAAAAGACAAAAGGAAAACACACAGAAACCCCCUUUCUCUCCUGAAACAGCCAUAACGUUCAGUGUUCCAGCUUUGAAGUCCCUAAUAUAUUUUGGCUCAUGAAAGUGGAUUAAGAAGAUGUAGAAUCAUUUUGAAUAACAGACUUUCCCAAGCUCUUUUUGCGUAGGAGAGAGAAGUUUCUUGAAAUGUGAUACCCUUCAUGACAACAAAUGUCAGGAAAAACAAUAUGAACAAAACUUGCUGUAUUCUAUCAAGUGCUGAAGAAGCCCCUGUUAUUAUCUCUAGCACCUUGCCUUUAGAGCAAGUUUCAUGAUCUAAUGUGACAGAUCUUCCCAGAAUUUUCUUUAAAAAAGUAGUACACCUAGAAGCUGCAUCCAAGAAAAGGUGACCAGGCACUGCAGUAAUAUCACAACAGUCAUAUUCUUCAGACAUGUCUCAAACACCCUUGCCAAGAAGACCUCCAUUCAAGGUAUGCUGUAUCUGUGGCAGAGAAUUUGGGUCACAAUCUAUUGCUAUACAUGAACCUAAGUGCCUACAGAAGUGGCGUAUUGAGAACAAUCAACUACCAAAGCACCUUAGAAGGCCAGAGCCCAGGAAACCUGAGAUCCUUGCUGGUUCUGUUUCUGGUUCCUAUACACUUACAGAUAAAAAUGAAGCAGCUUAUAAUAGUGCUCAAGCCCAGCUGGUGCCAUGUAGAAACUGUGGCUGAACCUUUUUUCCUGACUGUCUUCCCGUGCACGAAAGGUGUUGCAAAGGAAGUGGCCCCAGUGCUAGUAAAUCUGGCAAAGCACCAAGAUCCAGACCUGGCUCAGCAAGGGGUGAUCCAUCUAAGGCCCAUCAAGGAAUGAGCAGGGCUACACCAGCUGUAUCAGACCAGACAAAAAUAUGUGAUACAUGCAAAAGUGAUAAGAUGCCACCAACAGUGAUUUGUUACAUAUGUGGCCAAGAGUGUGGAACAAAAUCUAUUAGUAUACAUGAGCCACAAUGCCUGAAAAACUGGUGCUGGGAGAAUGACAACCUCCCCAAGCACCUGAGAAGGCCAGAACCCAAAAAACCUGAAGCCAGAACCAUACAAGCCAAAGGUUUCUAUGAUCUUGAUGCUUUAAAUGAGGCUGCCUGGACCAGCGCCCAAGACCAGCUAGUUCCAUGUGAUAUUUGUGGGCGUACUUUUCUUCCAGACAGACUGAUCGUCCACCAGAGGUCCUGUAAACCAAAACGUGCAAAGUGGAUGUAGCACACAUGCAUACAAA
This is a messenger RNA of Taeniopygia guttata (zebra finch), 1260 nucleotides long. It is a transcript of the gene ZNF475, whose product is annotated as zinc finger protein 475. Lineage: Eukaryota; Metazoa; Chordata; Aves; Passeriformes; Estrildidae. The record is from RefSeq and is a predicted model, not a curated record.